AUGUCAGCCGCAAAAUCGCGCUGGGCAGACGAGGACCCAGAGGCCGAUGCGAUCAUUGCCCAGCGCAAGCGCGAGAAGGAGGAGAAACGCCGCGCCAAGGCGGAAAAACAGCGCCAACUCGAGGAGGCCAGCAAAACUUCAGCUCCUACACAGCCAGUGGAUGCUGGCCAAGAGGCCAAUGGGGAGUCAGGACCCCCGAAGAAGCGAAGGAGAUUGUCGAAUGACCCCGACGCGCCCUCCGUGGUAGAUGAGGUUCCGACGAGCGAGGAGGUGAAGAAGCAGUCGAGCUUGUUGAGGUUCCCUGUUGGCGAAUGGGGACCCUGCAGGCAUGUUGACAACUUCGAGCGGUUGAACCAUAUCGAGGAAGGCUCUUAUGGAUGGGUCUCGAGGGCCAAGGAUAUUACAACGGGCGAAAUUGUCGCGCUGAAGAAAUUGAAGCUUGAGAACUCGCCGGACGGGUUCCCAGUGACGGGUCUGAGGGAGAUACAAACGCUGCUAGAGGCGCGACACCAGAAUGUGGUUUAUCUCCGGGAAGUGGUUAUGGGUAACAAGAUGGAUGAUGUCUUCUUGGUGAUGGACUUCCUCGAACACGAUCUCAAAACUCUCCUCGACGAGAUGCGCGAACCCUUCCUCCCAUCUGAGAUCAAGACUCUACUCCUGCAGGUUGUCGGUGGUCUUGAAUUCCUACACUCACAAUGGAUCAUGCACCGCGACCUAAAAACAUCCAAUCUCCUCAUGAAUAACCGGGGCGAGAUUAAGAUUGCCGACUUUGGUAUGGCACGCUACUAUGGUGAUCCGCCACCCAAGUUGACACAGCUCGUCGUGACUCUUUGGUAUCGAUCACCCGAACUGCUGCUGGGCGCGGACAAAUACGGCACGGAGAUCGACAUGUGGAGCAUUGGCUGCAUCUUCGGCGAGCUUCUCACCAAGGAGCCCCUGCUUCAAGGCAAGAACGAAGUUGACCAGGUCUCCAAGAUCUUCGCCUUGACCGGACCUCCCAAUCAACAGAUAUGGCCAGGUUUCCGAUCCCUGCCCAACGCCAAAUCUCUACGUCUCCCCCAGACUUCGGGGGCGCCCGCGGGAAAUCCCCCCUUACUACCUCGUUCCCGAUUCCCCUAUCUCACAAACGCGGGUUUGAACCUGCUGUCCACAUUGUUAGCGCUGAACCCAGCUUCUCGUCCUACUGCACAGCAGUGCCUUGCACACCCAUACUUCCGGGAAGACCCUCGUCCCAAACCGAAGGAGAUGUUCCCGACCUUCCCCUCCAAGGCUGGCAUGGAGAAGCGGAGGCGUCAUCAUACACCCGAGGCCCCCAAACGUGGUCAAGACGCACCGGAGCUGGACUUUGCGGGUGUGUUUGGCGGGGCGCCUGGAGGUGAUACGGGCGAGACUGGCGCUGGCUUUUCACUUCGCCUGGGAUGA
Messenger RNA from Penicillium cataractarum, 1422 nucleotides. RefSeq names its product CDC2/CDK family serine/threonine-protein kinase. Lineage: Eukaryota; Fungi; Ascomycota; Eurotiomycetes; Eurotiales; Aspergillaceae. Gene Ontology annotation, molecular function: ATP binding; cyclin-dependent protein serine/threonine kinase activity. The transcript has 2 exons. Gene Ontology annotation, cellular component: nucleus. Gene Ontology annotation, biological process: regulation of mitotic cell cycle; protein phosphorylation. The record is from RefSeq and is a predicted model, not a curated record. The coding region runs from base 1 to 1422 and encodes 473 amino acids.